CGCAGAGCUCCUCGGCCGCCACCGGGUCCGAAGGGCUGGAGAGGAGGGGGAGAUCGGCUAGAUUUUCCUCUGGUGAAAUGGAAUGUUUCCGUGGACACUGUUUAAGACCAAUAAGAAAAAACAUCACUUUGCAUUCAGAUUCCAGCUUUGAGAAAAGUAUGGAAAUACUGAGUGAAAAUAUAAAUAGGAGACACUUUGGAAGGCAAUUGACAAAGCCAAAAUCUGACCUGCAAAAAGAAGAAUAUAAGGAAGUCACAAGGGCACUGAAAACCAGAGCUGAUGCAAAAGCUGUAGAACAAAUCCAUGAAGAAAAUGAGGAUUUGGAGGUCCGACGAAGCCGUUAUACUACUACAAAUCAGUCUGUUCUUUUUGAUGCACUUAUAACAAAUACUGCAGAAGCAGUGUUGCAAAAAAUGGAUGACAUGGAGAAGAUGCGUAGACGCCAUAAAAAGGGCUUGGAAGACUUUGGGGUGUUCAACAAUGCUGAAGAAAACCUUGAUAUGUAUUCCCGUGAAAAGAAGGAAAUUGAGGGAGGUGAUGAACCUGACAAUCAACAGGAGCUUGAAGCGUCAUCAGAAGAAAUUGAGGAUAAAGAAGAUGAUGAUGUUGAAGAUAAUCAAAAGCGUUAUGACCUCCGACAGAGGAAAACUGUUGUGCCCUACCAAGCUCCUUUGGAAAGACCGAGACGACGCAAGAUACUCUUUCCCAGCCCACGGAAACGGCCUAAGAGACUGAGACAUGCAGCCCACAAUGAUGAUUCCACAUCAUCUUCCUCAUCAUCCCCUUCCUUGUCAUCCUCAUCUGAUGAGGAGGAGAGUGUUGAGAGGCGUCGGAUGCACAGCCGUAACAGGACAAUAAGAAGGUGUCUUCCAGUAAACUUUCAGGAGGAUGAGCUGAAGGGAGCUCGCAAGGAUCGAAUGAAAAUUGGAAAAAGCCUGGCUGAUGUUGAUCCAAUGCAAAUCGACAGUUCGGUGCGAUUUGAUGCUGUGGGCGGUCUUUCUGAGCACAUUUCAGCUUUAAAAGAAAUGGUCAUUUUUCCACUGCUUUAUCCGGAGGUGUUUGAGAGAUUCAAAAUUCAGCCUCCAAGAGGAUGUCUAUUCUAUGGUCCACCAGGAACUGGAAAGACCCUGGUUGCACGUGCCCUUGCUAAUGAGUGUAGCCAAGGGAACAGGAGAGUGGCUUUUUUUAUGAGAAAAGGUGCAGACUGCCUAAGUAAAUGGGUAGGAGAAUCCGAAAGGCAACUUCGUUUAUUAUUUGAUCAGGCAUAUCAAAUGAGGCCUUCCAUUAUUUUCUUUGAUGAGAUUGAUGGUCUUGCUCCUGUCCGGUCCAGCAAGCAAGACCAGAUUCAUAGCUCCAUCGUAUCAACGCUUCUGGCACUCAUGGAUGGGUUGGACAGCAGAGGGGAGGUUGUUGUUAUUGGUGCGACCAACCGGCUCGACUCCAUUGAUCCUGCAUUACGAAGACCUGGACGCUUUGACCGAGAAUUCCUCUUCGGCCUCCCAAAUAAAGAGGCCAGAAAAGAAAUUUUCAAGAUUCAUACUCGUGACUGGACUCCUAAGCUGUUGGAUGCAUUUAUAGAUGAGCUCGCUACAGAAUGUGUUGGGUACUGUGGAGCUGAUAUAAAAUCCUUGUGUGCUGAGGCUGCUCUCUGUGCCCUCCGCCAACGAUAUCCUCAGAUCUACUCGAGUAGUGAGAAAUUGCAACUAGACGUCAAUUCUAUUAAAAUAAAAGCAAAAGAUUUCGUGAUGGCUAUGCAGAAAACCGUUCCAGCAUCACAGAGGGCUGUGCCUUCACCGGGCCGAGCCUUGUCACCUAUUAUGAAACCACUUCUAGGAAGUACGCUCUUGAGAAUCUUACAAGCCCUACAAAGGGUAUUUCCUCAUGCAGAGCUUGCACUGAAGGAGGACCAGCAGCAAGGCAGUUUAAAUCCUAUCUUAAAAGGUGAUACAAUUGACAGAAGUUAUGAAUCCCCCUCAAUCUUCGAAGAGAAUGUAACAGAUAAAAUGAUUUGCAGACCGCAGCAAAAAUUCCUCAAUUUUAGUAGGAAAGCUUACUGGCAGCCUACAUCCUGCAGGCCACACCUGCUAUUAGUAGGAAAGGCAGGAUAUGGCCAGGCAUCCCACUUGGCACCUGCUGUUUUGCAUGCUCUGGAAAUGUUUCCAGUUCAUACUCUGGACAUGUCAGUUUUAUUUGUUAGCAUCUCAUCACCUGAAGAGACAUGUGCACAGUUGAUCCAAGAAGCUCAACGGACAGCACCAAGCAUAAUUUAUAUUCCACACAUCCAUUUGUGGUGGGACAGUGUUGGAGCUACACUGAAAGCUACCUUUACAUCACUAAUUCAGAAUAUUCCAACAUUUGCUCCAGUCUUGUUGCUUGCAACGUCAGAUGUACGUCACACAGAUCUGCCGGAUGAGGUACGAUCAUUGUUUAACAAUGAUUUUGGAGAAGUUUUCAAUAUCCAAUCUCCUGAUGAGGAUGAAAGAAGACAUUUUUUUGAGGACUUGAUCUUGAAUCAAGCUGCUAAACCUCCCACUCAAAAAAGGAAAGCAGCUGGGCAGACAUUAGAAGCAUUGCCUGUAGCACCACCACCUGAACCUCGACCUCUGACAGAGGAAGAAAUGAAGUGUCUGGAGGAGCAGGAGGAAGAUACCUUGCGUGAACUUCGGAUUUUCUUGAGGGAUGUUACUCACAGACUUGCCAUUGACAAACGUUUCAGGGCCUUUACGAAGCCUGUUGACCCAGAGGAGGUGCCUGACUAUGACACAGUUAUUAAACAUCCAAUGGAUCUUUCAACAGUUUUGUCUAAGAUUGAUUUGCACCAAUACCUAACUGCGGGAGAUUUUCUGAAAGAUAUUGAUCUCAUCUGUAGUAAUGCUUUAGAAUAUAACCCAGAUAAAGACCCUGGAGAUCGUCUCAUUAGGCACAGAGCUUGUAGUUUGAAAGACACUGCACAUUCCAUUGUGAAGGAAGAGAUAGAUGAAGAUUUUGAACAACUCUGUGAAGAAAUUAAAGAAUCUCGUAAGAAAAGAGGUUGCACCUCUUCAAAGUAUGCUCCAGAUUUCUACACAGUGAUGCCAAAGGAAAACUCUGCUCCUGAAUGUAAGAAAACAGAUGCAAAGUGCAGUGAAAAAACAAAGAUGACAGUGACACCUGUAGAUGCCAGUACACCUCUCUCCAAUGAUGCAUCAAAAAGAAAACGCAGAAAAACCAAAUCCUCUUUUUCCAUUGCAAAGAGAAGAAGGACUUUUCAAUUCAAUAAAGAGAAUACAAUUCCCAAAGAUGACCCAAAUGAGAGUGACGGGGAAGAUCUUCUGGCAAGCUAUAUUUCUAACAUGGAUCAGACUGAAUUUGAAUCCUCACAGGCUUCUACUUGGGAAGAAAGUGAAACUGUUCUUCAGGAACGGCAGACAAACAGCAAUGAAAAUAAAGCUGGAUCAGAAAAGGAGAGAGAGGGGGGGCUUUUUGAUAUGGAUACAUCUGCUGGUGAAAAGGAGAGUGUCGGGGUGCCUGGACGCUCAGACCUGAGAAGGGAAAGUGGUGUUUCUGUUUGCCAAAAACCAGACACCUCUGAAGAGAAAGAAGCAAAUGAUCCUUGGGUACUUCACAUGACUCGUGCAAGAUGUUCUCAGACAGAACAGAGGCAGAUGAGUGCUGGAAAAGUUAUGGGCAUUGUGACAGAGACAGCCGUUGUAGUGAUGGUGGAUUACUAUGAGCUCAAACAACUGUUGAAUAUGGUCACUGAGCUAACAAAGGAGGCUGAUAUAUUCCAUUUUGAAAAAUUAUAUGCUACAAUUUGUCAGUGUAUUUAUCAACAUCGGGAAGAUUUUGACAAAACCGAAUUGCUAAAGGUAAUGAAGAAAGAAAUUAAAGCCUUAGCACUAAUGUGAUCUGUGACAUACUUGAUUUCUGUUCUGCAAAGUUGUUUUCAUUGCAUAUUCUUCUGUUAUUUUUGUGUGUAAUUCAGUCUUCUACGUAUAUAAAACAAAUUUAUCUUAAAAUAUAUUUUUAAUGUUCAGAAACUCUUUUUAAGUGCUUUUAUUUUGUAUUCUUUCCCUGUAUUUGUUGAUAUUCUGUGAUGAAUAGCGAGCUCGGACAGAAGGAGUACGGUCUCUUGAGAUCAGUGUGUUCAGCUGUCCUCUCCAAUACACAGCACCUUAGCCUCGUCUCAAGUGGUUUGUGAAGUACUGCAGUCAGUGCCUUUGUCACAAUGUAGAUGUGAAUGUCUUCCAGAUGCUUCCAGUGCCUCUUCUUAAAAGGAAAGGAUGGAUAAAUUGAUAAGCUUUUAUCAUCCUUUCCCAGAUAUAUCACCAGAGAUUUCUGCAGGAAAAAAAAUAUAUAUUGUACAGCAUGGUAUGUAAGGGUUUUAAAACAAGUCUGAUUCUGACAUAUGAAAUCUAAUGCCUUUAGAAAACUCUUAGUGCAGUUCAGAGAUUUUUUUGUUUUUUUUUAAAUUGCCUUAUACCAUCUCAAGUGGCUUUCCUGGAGUUAACAACAUAAGGACAGUAUGUGGGAGAAAACAUUUCCACGAAGAUUUUUUGCUAUGGCGUAUUUUCAACAAUUAAAAUCCCAACUUAAGAGGCAAAGCCAGGCUUGGUAUUGAAACUUCCUAACAUGAUGCUUGGUCUUGCUUCUAUCAGUGACAAUCUUUUUACUGGAAAGUAGUAUUUUAAUAUUUAUUAAUUUAAUAUAAAUUAUUAGUUGCACGGAUGGUGCCUUAUAGUUGAAUUAAAUUUGUAAAUAAUUUUCUUAGUGACCAAGAGAGAAUCUAUUUGUCUAUUUCUUAAAAUUAACUAUAUUUCACCAAGAAUAUAUGUAAGAAAUAUCAGAGCAAGACUCUGUUUUAGAGGUCGAUUCUUCUUCAAACUACUGGAGAAAAUUAAUGUGACAGUUUUUUAAAUUAACCUAAGAUGGGGGAAAGUUUUGUUUUCAAAAAACAAUUAUAUCAUGAUGAAAUAUGUAGCAGUAUCUGUUGCUGGAAUGUCACCGAAUACCUAACUGUGCAAUCUCCAUGUGUGCUUUAUGUGUGUUUUCUUGUCUCUUUCUAGUGUGUGCCAACAUUCUAAAUUAUGUGGGAUUUUUUUUUCAUCUGUAGUGUUUGGAUGAGUAUUAAUGAGAAAUGAAUGUCCAUUUAUUUCUUUCUAUUCAUUAAAAAUCUUAAAAA
Meleagris gallopavo (turkey) is the source of this 5161-nucleotide messenger RNA. It is a transcript of the gene ATAD2, whose product is annotated as ATPase family AAA domain containing 2. Gene Ontology annotation, molecular function: histone binding; ATP binding; chromatin binding. Gene Ontology annotation, cellular component: nucleus. NCBI's taxonomy places the organism in Eukaryota, Metazoa, Chordata, Aves, Galliformes, Phasianidae. The record is from RefSeq and is a predicted model, not a curated record. Gene Ontology annotation, biological process: nucleosome disassembly; transcription initiation-coupled chromatin remodeling; nucleosome assembly.